Molecule: messenger RNA, 879 nt
Organism: Ceutorhynchus assimilis (cabbage seed weevil)
Lineage: Eukaryota; Metazoa; Arthropoda; Insecta; Coleoptera; Curculionidae
Source: the annotation of a GenBank genome assembly
AUGUGCGUGAUAAGAGCAACAACUGUGACUCUUCUUAUUGCAUGGCAAUGUACCAUUCUGCCUAAAGUAAGGGCAGGAAUAAAUUAUUCAAAUGAUCUUUCUUCACCAGAACAUUCAUUAGACACAAACGCAAAAGUUAACAUAGUAUAUCGGACAAUUCCUGAGCCAGUAGAAGUAGAAAAGCGAGUCCCAUUUCCAAUAGAAAAAACCGUGCCCUAUCCAGUGAAAGUUUACGUUCCAUCCCCUUAUCCAGUUGUCAAGAAAGUCUAUGUACCACAAAGGAUUUAUAUCAGACAAAAAGUACCGAUUAUAAAAAGGUAUCCGGUUGAAAGAAAAGUUCGAGUGCCGAUUUACGUCCCUGUUGAUGUUCCCGUACCCAUAAAAGUACCAGUUUCAGUACCAGUCCGACAAGAGAAAAAAGUUCACGUCAAAAUCCCAGUGGAUACACCUGUACCGUAUCCUGUUAUCAAAGAAAUUCCAGUGCCUGUUAAAGUUCACGUACCGGUACCACAACCAUAUCCCGUUGAAAAAGAAGUUCCUCAUCCUGUGAAAGUUUUCGUGGAUAAGCCUGUUCCUGUUAAGGUGGAAGAACCCAUUGCUAUACCAAAGAUUAAAGAAGUGCCAAUACCAGUUGAACAGGAAGUACCAUAUCCUGUUAAAGUUGAAGUAGAGCGGCCAGUACCUUAUGAAGUACCAAAGCCAAUACCGUUUCCAGUAAAUGUUCCAGAUGAUAAUCCAGUGGAAGUAAUUAAAUCAGUUGGCAAAGAAAUAACAAAUCAGGAUGCAUAUGAAAGUACAAAACGUGAAGUAGUUAAUGAUGGAAAUAAACGACAAUCAAAUGUUAAAGAUGAAAUGGUGGCGAGUGGGAAAAAAUACUAA